Molecule: messenger RNA, 1173 nt
Organism: Ambispora gerdemannii
Lineage: Eukaryota; Fungi; Glomeromycota; Glomeromycetes; Archaeosporales; Ambisporaceae
Source: the annotation of a GenBank genome assembly
AUGUCAAAUAUGAAAAUAUCGUCCUCAAAAUUAAAAAGGCAAUGCAACAUUAAUUGGAUGAUCUCGUAUAACAAUCCGACUCCUCUAGAAUUCUUUCGUUUUAUCACGCCAACACAUAAAUCCCGUGCAAUUGAAAAGUACGGAAAAUGCCUUGAUGAGGCUAUUGAUUUCUGUGAGGACUCGGACAAACAGUCGAAACUAAGAAAUCUCAAAGAAACUAUUAAUUGUAAUUCAGAUUGGGAAUUGUGGCUUAUAGAAAAAAAAUCGAGGUCAAUUCGUGAUGAAAUUCAUGAAACAAAUAUGGAAGUACACCAAGAAUUAAACACCCUUGUUAGGAAUGGAGGAAGACAAAAGAUAAUCGUUUAUGAUAUUCUUGAUUGCGAUAUAUCAGCAACUCAGGCUGAACUAGAUAUUCUAGAAAUAUAUCGUUCAAAAUUCAAUAAUUAUCCUGCCAUGGACCUCCGGCUACAUUCAGAACUAUCCCUUUCCUUAGAUCAAGAAUUGCAAGAUAAAAUUCUACAUGAAGUUUUCGACGAAAUAGACAAGGAUUAUAUAACAGAUGAAAUACAUAAUUUUCUCACUGACUUCUUUAAUGCUGAUCAUGGUAAACAAGGAUGGCACGAAUCAGUUCGGAGAAUAGUCAUUAAUGAAAAAGACUCGGAAUUACUGCAAGAUACAAAAGAACUGCUUAAGGGAACAUUGGGACGAUUUAUAAAGGCCUUCUCUUUAGAUGCACUAAACCCAUUGAGAGAUGUUACGAUGUUAGAAAGACCUCAACCAAUUUAUACAUCCAUUUCUUUGCAAGGAAAAGCAAAAGUCAUAGCAGAUGGUGUUGGAUACCUUAAUGAUGUCUCAAACUACCAAAUCGUUUGCAUGGAAGGGGCAAGACCAGGGGCGAGGAAUGACAAAAAUGUUAACGACGAUAAGAAGAACAUCAAAAGCAUGAUACAACUGUUUAACUAUAUAAUUGUAACAGAGACUUCAGAACGAAGACAAGUAUACACAGGCCUUCGAGUAUAUGGUGCAACUGCUUGUAAAACCGAACUCUCCCUUACAAUGCUUGAUUUUCGUGGAACAUAUCGUUUGUUCGAAGUGGACCGUUUUAGUCUCCCAAAAGAUUGGGUAGAUAUGUCUAAUUUCGUUUUUAUGUAUGAAGCUCUAAUAAAAUGGGCA